UCCAAUCCAAUGCCAAGAUUGCCAAGUGUCUGUGCUGUGAUUGAUUGAGGCGUUCUGUGCAUUCUGUGGUUCUCUGUCUGUGUACAUUUAUUUAAAUUUUUAACAAUAGUUUAAACGAAAUUUAAAGUUUUAUUCUAUAGUACCAAACAUUACAUACACCAUGUCCAGGAUCGAUAUCACUCAACCAUUAUGGGACCAGAGUAGCUUCUAUGGCAGGUUUAGGCAUUUUGCCUUCAUCUCUAACCCACUCUUGUCUCUGGCCUCUGAGAAAGAAUUGUUGGAAGCUAAGGAGCUUUAUAAUCAAUACAAAGCAGGCAAGGAACCGAGCGGCACGCCGUUAAAGAAAGUAAUUCGGGCCAAACAGCUGUACGAGUCUGCCUUCCACCCGGACAGCGGAGAAUUACAGAAUGUGUUCGGCAGGAUGUCAUUUCAGAUGCCCGGAGGGUGUAUCAUCACUGGAGCUAUGUUGCAGUGGUAUAAAACAGCCAAAGCGGUAGUAUUCUGGCAAUGGGUGAACCAGUCGUUCAACGCGCUAGUCAACUACACGAACAGAAACGCCAAUUCGCCUUUAACGACGACGCAGAUGGGCAUGGCGUACGUGUCGGCCACAUCCGCGGCUUUAGCGACGGCGUUGACGUUCAAAUUUGUAGUGCAGAAGCGAGCGAAGAAUCCCAUAUUUGCUAGGUUCGUUCCGUUCGUGGCUGUCGCCGCUGCCAACUGGGUAAACAUUCCUUUGAUGAGGCAGAACGAAAUAUUAUUAGGUCUCGACGUGACGGAUGAGAAUGGUAAAAUAAUUGGUAAGUCCCAAGUAGCGCCUAUCAAAGGGAUAUCUCAAGUGGUCACAUCCAGGAUAGCGAUGUGUUCCCCUGGAAUGCUUUUGCUGCCAGUGAUAAUGGAGCGCCUCGAGAAGCGAGCGUGGAUGCGCAGGAUUCAGUGGGCGCACGCCGGGAUUCAAACCGCUGUUGUGGGACUUUUCCUAAUUGUCAUGGUGCCGACGGGAUGCGCGCUGUUUCCACAAAGAUGCAAACUAUCAAUAGACACAAUCAAACGAUUUGAAAAGGAAAAUUACGAACAAAUAGUGAGAAACACGGGCGGCAAUCCGCCGAAAUACGUUUACUUCAACAAGGGAUUGUAAAAAUUGUACUUAGUAGGUAUACGCUAAACUAGUCUUACGCGAGUGUAUUAGUGCGAAUAGUUCCGUCUCUUUCGUGUCGGUACAAAUUGUCGAAGGUGUGAAAGAGACGCUUGUAAAGUAUAUGGUCUUUGGAGGGGUUAACUAAAGUAGACGAAGUGAGAAAGGGUAAUUUGUACCUUGCAGUAAGUGAAUUUAGAACAUGUUCUUACUAUUUAUGGUUGUGUUUAGAAUGCGGUUUUCAUAAGACCUGUAACAGUCUGAAUCAAGGACGAAGGGAAAUGUAAUGAGAGUGCAAUAAUUUGGCUACAGAUGGCGUUAGUGGAUCUUGAAACAACUGUCAAAUGGAAUCGUCGAAAUUUAAAAAAUCCGUUAUUAUUAAAUAUUUAACUAAUGGCGACUAUUGAAUAUUUAGCUAAUGGCGUUCGUCAAUUUGAUCUGAUAAAUAAAUGCCGGCAUCCGGUGGAAGGAGUCAGCGGGCUGGUAAUUGCUUACUGAUGUCAGUUUACUAUGCACCCUACUGUAAAGACAUUUUGUUUAUUCAAUACUAGAGGCCGCCCGCGACUUCGUCCGCAUGGAAACCCUAUCAAUCGCGCGGGAACUCCGGGAUAAAAAGUAGCCUAUAUGUUAUUCUGGGUAUUCAGCUACCUACAUACCAAAUUUCAUCGUAAUCGGUUUAGUAGUAUUCGCGUGAAAGAGUAACAAACAUCCAUACUGACAUCCUGACACAAACUUUCGCAUUUAUAAUAUUAAUAGGAUUGGAUCAGGCAUUCGCCUUCCAUCUCACCUGAUGGUAAGUGACAAUGAAGACGAAGACGUUACAUGCCUAUCCAAGAGAUAUCAGCAUACUUGGUUUAUAUAGAAAAAUUAUUGCCGUGUGGUCCCGGCACAAAUAGAAAAAAGAAUAUGACCACUCCAUCUCUUUCCCAUGGAUGUCGUAAAAGGCGACUAAGGGGUAGGCUUAUAAACUUGGGAUUCUUCUUUUAGGCGAUGGGCUAGCAACCUGUCACUAUUUGAAUCUAUUCAACUAACAAUUCUAUCUUAAAGCCAAACAGCUGAACGUGGCCUAUUAGUCUUUACAAAACUGUUGGCUCUGUCUACCCCGCAAGGGAUAUAGACGUGAUCAUAUGUAUGUAUGUUUGUAUGUAGAAAAAUUAUUUCAGUGUGUCUUUAUGAUUUAAAGUUUAAAGGAAUACAUUCUCAUGAGGUCCACUGACCCUGUUUGCCAGACAGUACAGAACCGUAAAGUCUUAUUUAACUUUUUGGACAUAGAUCCGACGAAAAUCAAUCUGGGCUAUUGCAUUUCCAUAUAUAAAUUUUAUUUUAAUAUAUAAUACUGAUUGCCGACUGAUUAAAAAUGAUAAAACUUCAAACUUAGACUUAAAGCUAUUAGCAAGAUCUGUCAGCUAUCUUAUUAUUAUUUAUUUUUAUAUUAUUAUAAUUUUUUUUUGUAUAAACAUACAUGAACGCCUAUAGUAUUACCAUAAUAGGCAGCAGUAUAUCUUUUAUAAAAAUGUAUGUACAUAUUUGCAGAAUUUAGUAGUUAUUUCUAGAAAUGCGCUAGCAAUAAUAUGACGAAAUAACUUGGUACCAUAGCACUAUGUAUAUUUUUUUUAUGUUUUUGACAGUAAAUGUCCUAACCGAUUUUAAGGUGAUUAUAUGUAUUUUAGAAAAAAGGCGACUAUUCGUUUUGGUUUUUUUUUCAUUAUAUCUUGGGAUUUGUUUUUGUUAUUUAGUACGUACUUUGUGAUGAUAUUUUUUAAACUAUUACGAAUUAUUUUAGGAUCUGCUUUUCUGUCGGAAUGUUGAUUAGUUUUACAAAAAUUGGAAUGAAAGCUUAACACACGCACGGUUUAUUUUUUAAGGUAAUAAUAUAACGUGGUUUGUGCGUUUGACAUUCCAAAAAAAGAUAAUAUGAAAUCAAAGCGCUUGUCACUCUGAAUUCCAAGUGAUUUUAAAAUAAUACUUUAUUUUUAGAUUUUAAUUUAAAUCAUAUUAAUAUUUUUAACAUUACCUACGUGUUGAUUGUAUAUGUGUUUUUAACAGCAGCAGUUGUAAACUAACAAUACUGUAUUUUAUAUUUAAAAGAUUUGUUUAUUAUCAACUUUAUUUUUCUUUCGCUAACCUUAAACUAUGACCCUUUGGUUAAAGAUGUUUAUUUUUAUAAUCAGUUUUUUUUAAACAUUGACUGCAAAUAUAAAAUACGUCGUAUACUUUCUAGAUUCUAAAUAGGGCUUGCAAUAUAAUUUACGAGUGUAUAGGUAUCUGGUUAAAGUAUACGAAUUAAAAUGUUUUUAUUAUAUAAUAUUAUGGUAUUGUGGGCAGUAUUGUGUAAUUUUCUUGAAUUUACUUGAUUAUAAUUUUAGUACAAAAUUUAAUUAACAGUCCAUGAUAAUGAACAACUUUUUCAUUGCAGCAUAAAUAAUAUAAACGUUGGUACGAUAUUACGAUAGUUCGUGGUACUUGCGAAAUAGAGGUGAUACGGUAUCGUUAAAUAAAGGUACGACCAUACUUCAAAUAUAAACGUGAACCUGUAGAAAACCUUUUAACAAAUAUAUAUCUUAUUUACUAUUAAUGAAGAUUGUUUUUUAACUUUGUUUACUAGGAAAAGUUGUUCAGUAUCCAUUUUAGUGAGGCUACCUUUAAAAUAUUAAUGUAUAUUUUUUUGGACAGACCUUGCUUGAAAUCAAAUUAGUAUGCAUGUGUGAGAAUAAACUAGUCAAAAUCGUUUUUUUUUUCUGCAGUAAUGCGUGCCGUAAAAGUAUACUUACAUUAUUUAGCAAAGCACUGUUAGCAAGAUUUAUUGUACAAAUAUUAAUUAAAUUUAGAACAGUCAUUCUGUUUUUAAAAACAACUUUUUUAUAUAUGUAUUUAUAUGUUGGGUUAUGUGUUUUUGGUCAAUUUAGCGGCAGAUUUUCUUAAAAAAAGCAAUGAGAAAUAUAUAUAAAUAUAAUAUAACUAUACUAAAUAAAACAGGAUGCUAUUUUUUUUAUUAUAUAUAUUACGCAUUUGUUCAAUUUUCACCACACGCAGUGCCAGAAGCUAGUUUAAAUUUUAGUUUAUUUUUUAUUCAUCUUUGUCUUACCCUGUUCCCAUUUAAUUUUAGGCCAGAUCUUCUCACUAAUGAUAUUUGCUUGAAAACAGAUUUUCACAGAACUGGCUUAUCUAAUAUUUGUUUUUGUCUAUGCUUAAUUUUUUUUACCAUAAGCAUUGUAGAAAUAGUUUAAGAAUGAAAUUGUUUUGUGAAUUAUCACAAAUGUUUGUUGCAUUCUAAUAAUCAGUGACAAUA
Molecule: messenger RNA, 4421 nt
Organism: Amyelois transitella
Lineage: Eukaryota; Metazoa; Arthropoda; Insecta; Lepidoptera; Pyralidae
Gene: Sfxn2
Product: sideroflexin-2
Exons: 9
Coding region: 161-1135 (324 amino acids)
Biological process (GO): serine import into mitochondrion; monoatomic ion transport
Cellular component (GO): mitochondrial inner membrane
Molecular function (GO): monoatomic ion transmembrane transporter activity
Source: RefSeq, a predicted model, not a curated record